AUGGAGUCCCUCGCUAGUACAAGCACCCAGGUCUCAAAUCCCAAUCCUCUCAAGACGGAGAGCCGUCCGUCUCAUUGGGUUGGCGAAGAAGGAACAGCCUUCCAGAAUCCUGGAAGGGCUGUCGGUCUUAGCCAGUCCGAACUGUUGGGCUGUCGUGCUCACGACCGGAGAGAUCAGCUCUAG
Messenger RNA from Marasmius oreades (fairy-ring Marasmius), 183 nucleotides. RefSeq lists its product as uncharacterized. The coding region runs from base 1 to 183 and encodes 60 amino acids. The record is from RefSeq and is a predicted model, not a curated record. Lineage: Eukaryota; Fungi; Basidiomycota; Agaricomycetes; Agaricales; Marasmiaceae. The transcript has a single exon.